Nematostella vectensis (starlet sea anemone) is the source of this 4044-nucleotide messenger RNA. Its product is annotated as phospholipid-transporting ATPase VD. Gene Ontology annotation, biological process: phospholipid translocation. NCBI's taxonomy places the organism in Eukaryota, Metazoa, Cnidaria, Anthozoa, Actiniaria, Edwardsiidae. The transcript has 18 exons. Gene Ontology annotation, molecular function: ATPase-coupled intramembrane lipid carrier activity; magnesium ion binding; ATP binding. Bases 204 to 3983 code for a protein of 1259 amino acids. Gene Ontology annotation, cellular component: plasma membrane. The record is from RefSeq and is a predicted model, not a curated record.
CUACAUACUAUCGGCUCAGUAAACACUUGCACCUUUGCAGUCCAAAAAUAGCGAAAUUCGGUUUCGAACCUUAUCGCAAAAAAAUGAUUUUUAGCCAUUAGGAGGCAUACCACUCCUUAAAUAUGGCUUAUAUCAUGGGAAACGCCAUGCUCUAGCGGAUGAUUUUAUGACUUGUACGAUUUCGUGAUAGAAGCAGAGGCUAAAUGGACGAUCAAGAUGGGGAGAGGGAAUCUUUUCGACUGGUCGUUCCCAAACACCGGUUACAUGACGACCAGUUUACAAAAGAUAACCACGAACACUUGAGGGACAAUCGUGACAACAAGAUCAAAACUACAAAGUAUACAAUAUGGUCUUUUAUACCGAAAAAUCUCUUCGAGCAGUUCCAUCGCUUUGCAAAUAUUUAUUUCCUCUUUAUCGUGGGUUUGAACUGGGUUCCGGCUAUCAAUGCGUUUGGAAAGGAGAUAGCAAUGCUACCCUUGAUUUUCGUGCUUGCUGUUACCGCAGUCAAAGACUUAUUUGAAGAUCGAAGACGAUACAACUCAGACAAAAAGGUUAACAAUACAAUCUGCCAAGUGUAUAGUAGUGCUUCUGCCAGUUAUAUAGCCACAAAAUGGAAAGAUGUGGUUGUCGGAGACAUUAUCAAGCUAAGCAGCAAUGAAAUCAUCCCUGCUGAUAUCCUCCUACUGAAUUCUAGUGAUGAGAAUAAUAUAUGCUAUGUCGAGACUGCAAAUUUAGAUGGAGAGACUAACCUUAAACAAAGAGAAGUGGUUAAUGGAUUAUUUAAGGAGGAUGAAAGGUUUUCUCCUCGAAAUUUUAACUUUAAACUCAAGUGUGAAACACCAAACAACCACAUCUACAGAUUUCAUGGGGCAAUUGAGCUGGACGACUCCCAUACGCUUGCUGUUGGAAAGGAGAAUCUGUUGUUGAGAGGUUGUAUUGUCCGUAACACUAAGAAUGUUGAGGGCAUGGUGGUCUAUGCAGGUCAUGACACCAAAGCCAUGCUCAACAACAGUGGGCCACGAUCCAAGCACAGCAAGGUUGAACGGGACCUCAACCUCGACGUCAUUGCAUGUGUUGUCAUAUUAUUCACGCUUUGCUUCCUUGGAGGCCUUGGUUGUGGUAUCUGGACUCAAAAUAAUGAUUUCUUUAAUGCACAUUUUGCACCUGGUGGCGAGAGUUCAGCUCCAAUGGAAGGAUUCAUCCGAUUCUGGACUUUUAUUAUCAUUUUACAGGUUCUUAUUCCAUACUCCCUAUAUGUGUCAGCGGAAUUGGUCAAGCUCGGUCAGGUUUUCCUCAUAUCAAGUGACCUUCAGCUCUACCAUGAGGAGACAGAUCAGCCAGUGAUAUGCCGUGCACUAAACAUCAACGAGGACCUUGGUCAGAUCAAAUAUGUGUUCUCGGACAAGACAGGAACUCUAACGGAGAACAAGAUGGUCUUCAAGAAAUGCACAAUUGGUGGAGUAAACUACCCCCAUGAGAGUGCACAAGGAGGCAAAGAUUUGCCUGAUGCUGGUCCAUCAGACACUGAAGAUGAGCAAUACAUGCAACAGGAAAUGUCUGAGUUACCUUAUGAUGCUGAUUUGGCUCAAGUUAUCUCAGGUGACUCAUACAAAGACAAUGGCAGCCAAUCAUCCUUCGUCCGCGAGUUCUUCAUCCUACUCUCCAUAUGUAACACGGUAGUGGUAAAUAAACACGCCAGACCACACCCAUACCAGUCAGGCCCACCUCCCAGAAACACCUCGGAGAUGCACCCUUCUGAUAAGGGUAUCAACGUUAGAAGACAGAAUUAUGAAGAAAGGGAUUUACUUAGUAGUCCAGAUGUGAGUCAUACGCCAACUACUGAGGAGGUGUCUUUAGGACGUGGGCCUCUGAUUGUCAACGUCGAAAGCGGGUGGGUUAAUAAUGGGCUUGUACCCUCCCCUGCGAGACCCGUACAGGUCGAAAGGGAUCCACCAAAUGGAUUCACUGGGAACAGCUUAAGCCAAAGCCCAGUUGCCAACAGGACACGAAUCCCAAGCAACUUCAGUGUAGACUCAAACCUAGACUCUUCACUUUUAGAGAUAAUGGACUCGAAAGCAUGGGAAAGUAUUUCUUAUGAAGCAGAGUCGCCAGAUGAGGCAGCGCUGGUAAAAAUGGCUUGCUCCUAUGGAUACAGACUUCUAUCACGCUCGCCGAACAGUGUAACAAUCUUCAUACCCGGUGAGGGUGUAGUUAAGUUUAAGGUCCUCCACGUGUUAUCGUUUGACUCGACUCGUAAGAGGAUGUCGGUGGUGGUGCGGCGACCAAGCGAUGGCGCUGCACUGAUGUACUGCAAAGGGGCGGAUUCUGCUGUGUUGACGAGACUAACGCACGCCAGCUACGCGGACGAAGCUGUGGAGGGGGGCGUGAAAUCCACGCUUGUCAAUCAAAUUGAUAGACACCUGACCAUGUACGCCAGGGAUGGCCUCAGGACUUUAUGUAUGGCGAAAAGAGAGCUGUCAGACAGCGAGUAUCAUGAUUGGCUAACAGAGCACAAGAGGGCGGAGACUGCCUUGCAGCAUCGGGAACGUCUCCUCCAGGAGUCCGCUCAGAAGCUAGAGAGCAACAUGGAGCUUCUGGGAGCUACCGGGAUAGAGGACCGCUUACAGGACGGGGUCCCUGAGACCAUUGCCAAGCUGAGGGAAGGGGGACUCAAAGUGUGGGUGCUGACAGGUGAUAAGCAGGAAACGGCCAUAAACGUUGGGUAUGCGAGCAAGCUUUUAGACGCCAGUAUGCAGAAGAUUACUCUUAACGCUAAAAAUAAGGAUGAGUGCUCUUGUCAGAUCUACUCCUGGCUGAACCAUCUGAAACUUGAGCCCACGAUGAGCAGUAUCAGCGGUUCUACGUCUUACACAACCGUCUCAUUUGAUUCGCGUAUAACCGCUGACCAACCGCUGGGCCUGAUCAUCGAUGGUCCAACGCUGAUUUACGCAUUGGAGAAACCGCUGGAUGAGAAGUUCCUGCAUUUGGCGGCUCGAUGUCAGGUUGUGCUGUGUUGCAGGGCGACCCCGAUGCAAAAGGCUUCUGUGGUCGAGCUAGUCCGCGAUGGUCUGAAGGUCAUGACCUUGGCUAUCGGCGACGGCGCUAAUGACGUGAGCAUGAUUCAGAUGGCGGAUGUGGGGAUAGGCAUCACGGGACAAGAGGGCAUGCAGGCUGUCAUGGCCAGCGACUUCGCCAUCGCGCGCUUCAGGUUCCUGGCGCAGCUACUCCUGGUGCAUGGCCACUGGUGCUACGACAGGAUUACCAAGAUGAUAUUGUACUUCUUCUACAAGAACGCGAUGUUUGUCCUCGUACUAUUUUGGUACCAGCUGUAUAAUGGUUUCUCGGGGUCGAAUGUCAUCGAUGACCUCUCCCUCAUCUUCUUCAAUCUUAUCUUCACGGCGGCGCCUCCCAUCGUGUGUGGAAUACUUGACAAGGAUCUACCGGCAACACUUCUCAAGGAGAACCCCCAGCUAUACAAGGCGGGGCAGGAAGGCCAGUUGUAUAGCCGCAAACUCUUCUGGGCCACGAUCCUUGAUGCUCUAUACCAGAGCGUCAUCCUAUUUUUCGCCUGUUUUCUUCUUUUUGAGGGCACGCCUGCAGACGACAGGAUGGUCGGGAUAACGAUGCACCAAGCUGCCGUGGUGCUCGCUAGUGUACACCUAGGACUGAUGACGGCGCAGUGGACAUGGAUUCAUCAUUUUUUCUUAUGGGGCAGCGUCUUUCUCUCCUUCAUCUGGGCCAUUGUAUUUGGCGUGGUACAACCCACACAUAAAAUACAUUACGUGUCGCUUGUUACCAUGGCAACCAAGGAAUUCUGGGCACUUUGUGUUAUGAUCACCGUGGCCGCCCUCCUGCCUAGGUUUUGCUGGAUGGCGGGUACGAGGGCGUUGCGGCCUUCAGAUAUCGAUAAAGCGCAGGUGGAAAUGAAGCUUCCGCGGCGAGUCAGUGUCGACGCACAGCAAGGGAUCACUACCGUCUUCUAACAAGCACCCGGUCACACAACCUACCCAACUCUGUCACGCACCCUUCCUCACCAUGUCACGC